Musa acuminata subsp. malaccensis (wild Malaysian banana) is the source of this 738-nucleotide messenger RNA. Its product is annotated as large ribosomal subunit protein uL15x-like. Lineage: Eukaryota; Viridiplantae; Streptophyta; Magnoliopsida; Zingiberales; Musaceae. Gene Ontology annotation, cellular component: ribosome; cytosolic large ribosomal subunit. The record is from RefSeq and is a predicted model, not a curated record. Gene Ontology annotation, biological process: translation. Gene Ontology annotation, molecular function: structural constituent of ribosome.
UUCCAUUUCGCUCUUCAAAACCCAAACCCUAAGGAGCGGCGGAGAGUGGAGGAGAGGGGCGGCGGCGAUGACGACGCGCUUCAGGAAGAACCGGAAGAAGCGAGGGCACGUGAGCGCCGGCCAUGGGCGCAUCGGUAAGCACCGGAAACACCCGGGUGGUCGCGGUAACGCUGGUGGCAUGCACCACCACCGCAUCCUCUUCGACAAGUACCACCCCGGUUACUUUGGAAAGGUAGGUAUGCGCUACUUCCACCGCCUCCGCAACAAGUUCCACUGCCCCGCCGUCAACGUCGACCGCCUCUGGUCCCUCGUCCCCGACGCCGUCAAGGAAUCCGCUGCCAAGGACGGCACCGCCGCCCCCUUGAUUGACGUAACCCAGUUCGGGUACUUCAAGGUGCUCGGCAAGGGGAUGCUGCCGCCGGACCGCCCCGUCGUCGUGAAGGCCAAGCUCAUUUCGAAGAUCGCCGAGAAGAAGAUUAAGGCAGCCGGUGGCGCUGUCGUGCUCACCGCUUGAUCUGCACGAUCGACGGUCUCUUUUUAUACCGAAGAGCUUUCCUUUUUGAAUCUGCUCGAACUCAUCAAUAGGAAUCUGCAAUGUUUAUUUUGAGCCCAAUCUGUUUGAUCUUUUGACUUUGAUGUUGUUGCUUGGACUUGAAUUAUUGUCUUGAGAAUAUCUGCAAUUUAGACAAAUGCAGUUAGUAAUGCCAUGUUUGAUUGAAAAUUCUUAUUUUGAUCUCA